GCCUAGGGCUGCUCGAUUCGCCUCGCUCCCGCCGCCACCGCCUCGGCGCCCUUCCCCUGGCCCUUGUCCGCCAAAUGUCUGACUCUGACUCUCGGACUGAGAAACGCAAGAAAAAAAGACCAAAUGGCAAAGCAACCUUCCGAUGUAAGUUCUGAGUGUGACAGAGAAGGUGGACAGUUGCAGCCUGCUGAGAGGCCUCCCCAGCUCAGGCCUGGGGCCCCUACCUCCCUACAGACAGAGCCGCAAGGUAAUCCUGAAGGCGAAGGGGACCGCUGCCCCCACGGCAGCCCUCAAGGCCCGCUGGCCCCACCGGCCAGCCCCGGCCCUUUCGCUACCAGAUCCCCGCUAUUCAUCUUUGUGAGAAGAUCCUCUCUGCUGUCUCGAUCCUCCAGUGGGUAUUUCUCUUUUGACACAGACAGGAGCCCGGCACCCAUGAGUUGUGACAAAUCAACACAAACCCCAAGUCCUCCUUGCCAGGCCUUCAACCAUUAUCUCAGUGCAAUGGCUUCCAUGCGGCAAUCUCAGGCUGAACCUGCAGAUGUGCGCCCGGAGAUAUGGAUUGCGCAGGAGUUGCGGCGUAUUGGAGACGAGUUUAAUGCAUAUUAUCCAAGGAGGGUAUUUUUUAACAAUUACCAAGCAGCCGAAGACCACCCACAAAUGGUUAUCUUGCGACUGUUACGUUACAUCAUCCGCCUGGUGUGGAGAAUGCACUGAUGGUUUCUUCUCGGAGCCGAGAUGUGUGCAGACAUUCGCUUGCUCACACCGACAGGCCCCAGCACCACUGGCUCCUGGUGCCAUUACUGUGCCGCUGGCGGUUCUUUCCCAGAGAGGAUGUGCAGAGGGCCAGGGAAACGCGUUCAGAAGACACCGAGCUGGACACGCACCCAGCCUUCCUGUUCAUCACCACACGGCAGAAUUCCUAAUGGAAGUUUGUUGUGAAUGUAAAUGAGGGAGGUUUUUCUUUUUCUUUUUAAAUGUACAAAUCAUGGUUCUUUGGAGCAGGAUUUUA
Molecule: messenger RNA, 1009 nt
Organism: Cynocephalus volans (Philippine flying lemur)
Lineage: Eukaryota; Metazoa; Chordata; Mammalia; Dermoptera; Cynocephalidae
Gene: BCL2L11
Product: BCL2 like 11
Exons: 4
Coding region: 124-714 (196 amino acids)
Biological process (GO): meiosis I
Source: RefSeq, a predicted model, not a curated record